Molecule: messenger RNA, 2777 nt
Organism: Hordeum vulgare subsp. vulgare (domesticated barley)
Lineage: Eukaryota; Viridiplantae; Streptophyta; Magnoliopsida; Poales; Poaceae
Product: MAR-binding filament-like protein 1
Exons: 3
Coding region: 114-2519 (801 amino acids)
Source: RefSeq, a predicted model, not a curated record
CUCUCUCUCCUUCGCCUCCGAGAUGGCCAGCUCCUAAUCCACACCACCACCACCACCACCGCCACCGCCAUUUCCACUUCGGCCUCUGCCCUUGCCUCUGCGGGUGUGGCGCGAUGGGGUACCUCCUCCUCUCGCCCUCGCCGUCGCCGCCGCUCGCGUCCCGGCACCGCUCCCCCGCCGCCGCCGCCGGCCGCCACCGCGCGCGGAGGGGCGGGGCCAUCGCCGCCUCGUCCGAUGGCGUGCCGUCCACGUCUCAGGCGGCCCGGUACGCGCUGGCGCGCCGGGCCGUGCUCCUCGGGGUCUCCGCGCUGCCGCUCCUCCGCGACACCGCCGCCAAGGCGGCCGCGCCAAGUAGCGCUGGUCUCGUGACUGAGACAAAGGAUGUCCCAAAGGUGGAUGAACCUCAGACUGGUGGGACUAUGGUUGAUGAACCUCAGACUGGUGGGACUAUGGUUGAUGAACCUCAGACUGGCGGGACUCAGUCAGAAACUCCUCUACUUGAAGCCCCUCAACCUGAAUCACCCUUACCACUGGUGCAAAAACAAUCUCCAGGGAAUCCACUUGCUGGCCUUCUGAAUGCAAUUGCAGUUAUUGCCUCAGGCGUUCUUGCUGGAUUGUAUGGUACAUCUCAACAGGAAAAGAAGGCCCUGCAAUCUGUCGUCUCAUCUUUGGAGGUCAAAUUGGCUGAAAAUGAGGCAGCAAUCUCAUCGAUGAGGGAGACAUAUGAAAAAAGGUUAUUAGAGCAGCAAGCGGCACAAAAGAAGCAAUCUAUGAAGUUCCAGGAGCAGGAAGCUUCAUUGCUAGAUCAAUUGUCUUCAACAAAAAAGACUGUAACAUCACUAAGUGAAGAUUUCAGAAGGGAGAAGGCACGGGCUGAGGAGCUCAAGGAUGAAAUACGGCGAUUAGAAAGUAGUAUUGAUAAAGCUGGGAAUGAUAAAGAAGUGCUUGAAGCCCAACUGACAGAAAAGUUUGGUGAAAUGAGUGAUUUGGAGGAAAAAUUAAGUCUUCUCAGCCAACAGAAUGAUAGUAAGGAGAAACGCAUCGAGGAACUCAACUCAUCACUUUCUUCAAAGGAAGCAGAGUACCAGAACCUGCGCCGUUUCUCUCAUCAAACUAAAGAGAGUCUUGAAUUUGCAAAUGCUAAAAUACAACAGCUGGAGGAAGAGAUUCAUACAACUAAAAAUGAUCUUGCUUCUAAGAUAUCUUCAAUUGACUCACUGAAUGAGAAACUUCAAGCAUUAAACUCUGCAAAGAAGGAAGCUGAUGAAAAAAUAAAUGAGCUAAUCAAAGAGUGUACAGACUUGAAGGCUUCUUCUGAGAUGAGAGCGAAUCAUGAUUCUGAAUUAUUGUCUGAGAAAGAUGAUCUGAUCAAACAACUGGAAGAAAAGCUCUCUGUUGCACUAAGUGCCUCUAGCAAAGACCAUGAAGUCAUUGCCGAGUUGAACAAGGAAUUGGAUUCCACCAAAGCAAUGUUAGACGAUGAAGUUGCGGCACUGAAAAGUCUUAGAGAUCUACUUAAAUCCACUGAAGAGACCCUAAGUGAUUCCCGAACUGAGGUUUCCAAACUUUCCGAGGACCUUGAUGAAGCAAAUAGAAUGAACAAGGACCUGUCAUUGCAGAUUUCAAAUCUCCAAAGCGAGUUCAAUGAAAUGCAAGAAGGUCUGACUUACAAGCUUGGAGAGGCUGAAUCAGUAUGUAAAGCUCUAUCAGAUGAAGUGGUGUCAGCUAAAGAGAUGGUUCAAAAGGGACAGGAAGAACUUGAAGCUACCUCUAAUGGGCUUGCUUCUGCUGUGGAAGCUCGUGAUAACCUGAAGAAAGAAUUGCUGGAUGUGUACAAGAAAUUUGAAUCCACCACACAGGAGCUUGUUGAUGAAAGGAGAGUUGUGACUACUUUGAAUAGGGAGCUUGAGGCUUUGGCCAAACAAUUGAAUGCAGAUUCUCAAGCACGAAAAGUACUCGAAGCAGACCUGGAUGAAGCAACCAGAUCACUGGACGAGAUGAACACGAGUGCACUGUCACUAUCUAAGGCGCUAGAGAGCACUCAUUCCAAGAAUGCCACUCUUGAGGCAGAGAAAGAAAUGCUAUCAAAAGCUCUCGAUGAACAAACAAAACUGACAACCGAGGCUCAAGAGAACUGCGAGGAUGCUCAGAAUCUUAUCACGAGGCUUCAGACAGAAAGGGAGACUUUUGAAAUGAGGUCUAGGCACCUCGAAGAGGAACUGGCGUUAGCGAAGGGUGAGAUGUUGCGUCUAAGAAGGCAGAUUAGUGCAAGCAAAUCCCAGAAAACAAGAUAUGUUCCCAGAACAAGUGCAUCCACAGAAACCAGCACUGCUCCCAGAGCAAGUUCGCCCACAGAGACGAGCAAUGUUCCCAGAACAAGUGUUGCCACAGAGACCAGUCAGACCCCGAACGAGCAGUCUGUGAAUGAUGGUACGCAGAAGGCUGGCGAAAUUGCUGCUGAGACUCCAUAUACUGUAAGAGUAAAGGCUAGGAGAGGAAAAGGCGGUGCAUCGCGAUGAAUCUGUCUGGUAGUCCCAUAGAGAAGAGCCAUCUUCCUUUCAUUUUGUUUAGUCAUCGGUUAUUUUUGAUACUACCAUCCUGUAGCGUCGGUAAUCAUUUCAGUGCUAUUUAGUUUACUUGUGACGUUUGAGAUAUCCAGUUCCUUUGCUGUAAUUCACGUACCACGAGUUUUGAGAAUUUGAGGGUUUACAUGUGUACAGGUUAAUUUUUGAAUGGUCGACAUGAUGGAGAAUUCUCCUAUCUGUAGUUACACUGAA